Apis cerana (Asiatic honeybee) is the source of this 1569-nucleotide messenger RNA. Its product is annotated as 27 kDa hemolymph protein. The record is from RefSeq and is a predicted model, not a curated record. Lineage: Eukaryota; Metazoa; Arthropoda; Insecta; Hymenoptera; Apidae.
GCGUGCGCUCAGAAAUUUAGUAUUGGACUAUCGUUCGUGCGAGUCGCCACAGUGUAUUUCUAUGUUUCAUUUUCUAGAGUAUUGUAUAUUACUUUCUUGUCUUUCUUGCUUUCACUAAUUUUCUGGGCAAAAUUGACAUAUUAAUGCAUUUCUCAUAAUAAACAGACUACGUUCGAAUGCAUACAAAAUUAUUGAAGUGAUAAUAAUUAUGCGUAACUGAAGAUAUAUUUCUAUUUCGUAAUUCCGUCGUAUAGAUACAUUCUUUUUCGCGGGAUAUUCAUUGACAGAAUUUCGACAUCGACACAUCCCUGGUUGAAUAUUCUUUAUCAAGAAACAGAGAUGUUCAAAUAUUCGACCAUAUUCACUGCCAUAAUAUUCUUAUGUGCAUUUCUUGGAUGUACUAUUUCUGAAGAUAACUUGCCUAAUGCAGAAGAAGCAUUACAAAAAGUUUCUGGUAUUAUUGAUUUGAAUAAUUUAAAUGUAUCUGGAAACCCUGCUUUGGAUAAUGUUAAUGCAUCUGUGAUAAAACAUGCUCUGGAAGAAAGUCAAAGUGUUUUCAAACAAAAAUGUGACAAAAAUGGUGGAGAGGGUACAUUUGAAAAUGCUAUAAAUGCAAUGAAUGACUUGGAACAGUGCCUUAAAUCAUUUGUUAAUUUCACAAAGUUGGAAAAAGAAAUGGAAAGACAUAAACCAACUGGAGAUUUAGAUACAGUGUUUAAAACUUACUGCCGUAAAACUCCCACUCUUAAGAAAUGUGUUAGCAAUUUUACUACAGCAAUAGAACCAUGCUUGGAACCACAAGAACGAGAAAAUAAGAAAAUCAUUCAAAAUAUUACGGAUUCUCUCUUAACUUUUGUCUGUUAUAAAGAGGGAGACCGUAUUGCUCUUUUCAUUUCUGCUAAUGGACCAGAAUGUUUGCAAUCAAAACAACAGGAAAUUCAACAAUGUGUCAACAUUACUUUAGGAAGUUAUAUUCCUCAAACAGAUCUUAAUAAUGGACCAGGAUUGAAUUCUCUCCCACUUCUUGUUUUUGGAACUAAAGAAUGCACAGAUAUUUCUAAAGUUCAGAGCUGUAUUGUAAGAGAAUUGGAGAAAUGUAAGGAUCCAGUACCAGCAAAUAUUGUGGAUUCCAUAUUUAAUUACAUCAUAAAAGUGACACCAUGCCAAAAAGUAAUAAAUCUUCAAAAUACUGCUUCUAGCUCAACAAUUAACUUAUUAUGCAUGGGCCUAAUAUUUUUAUUGUUAAUACUUACAUAAAAUUAAUUCUAAUAGAAAUUAUUUACAAAAAAAUUCCAAAUUAAGAGACAAAAAUUCUUGUUUACAAGUAUAAAUUUCAUUACUUUAGAUUACUUUAAAUUUCAUUGAAACAUAUGUGAUACUUUUGAAAGUAAGAAAAUAUUCAAAUAUAUAAGUCUGGUUUUUAAAAUAUUUUUCAUUAUAUUGAUUCAAAUUAUAAAAAAACGAAAUUUGUACUAUUUUAAUAAUUCUGGUGCUUCAGAAUAGACUGACAUAUUUGUAAGUGUCCAUCUGAAUAUAAUGCUAAAUAUAAAUUGUAACUAUAAUAGAAAA